Molecule: messenger RNA, 831 nt
Organism: Phanerochaete carnosa HHB-10118-sp
Lineage: Eukaryota; Fungi; Basidiomycota; Agaricomycetes; Polyporales; Phanerochaetaceae
Exons: 4
Coding region: 1-831 (276 amino acids)
Source: RefSeq, a predicted model, not a curated record
AUGGCGCCCUCUGCAGGCCUUGGGUACGCGGUGUUCGCUUCUCGCACAGCCAUUAAACCACGUGCGAGCAAGCUGUCCGAGCGGGCUGUACCCGGAAUAGCCCACGAGGCAGACGACCAACCUCCUCGUUGCACGGUGCUUGCUCGUCACUCUGCCUUAGACCAAGCUACAACCCCGAAAUCCGUCUUGAACAACAUAUCCAUAAUUGUCCUGGAGUGGGACAUUGGUGUAUGGGCAAACAUGUCGCUGGUAGACUACGCGGUCGCCCUGGCAGUCGUUGUUACUACAAGCUUUUUGAGCCUCGCGGUGGUCAUCCAGGCAUUCGCAGGAAUUGUACAUGCGAGAUCUGGUUGGGAGAGAGAAGACAUUGGAGAUGCCGUUAACAAUGUGCAGCCAGCGAGCUCUGAAGACUCUGGGCUUGGCGACCUAAGGCCCAGCGACCCACAGUACAAUGACGCGCAGCUGGACGACCUGGUGCGUGCGGGAUUGAGUGAGCCGCAGCCGGUGGAGGAUCUGCAGUCGGCAAGGCGUAGCGACCCGUAUUCCAGCGACCUACUACCGGAGAGAUCCAGCGACCCACAUCCCAGCGACCCACAACCCAACGACCCACAACCUAACGACCCACAACCCAACGACCCACACCCCGGUGACCCACACCCAAGCGACCCAAAUCCCAGCGACCCACAGCCCAGCAACUCACACCCCAUCAGCCCGCAGUCCGGAGAUCCGCAGCCAGCAAGUGCCAGCGACCACGACCUGCAGCUGGUGAAGUCUAGCGACCCGCGCCCGGUGAGAACCAUCGUUGGACAUUCAUCCUACAUAGACUCAUAA